Messenger RNA from Insectozyma verbasci, 1105 nucleotides. NCBI's taxonomy places the organism in Eukaryota, Fungi, Ascomycota, Pichiomycetes, Serinales, Debaryomycetaceae. The record is from the annotation of a GenBank genome assembly.
AUGAUUGAUCCAAAAGAUAGUAGAAUAUGGGUAGAUGGUUGUUUUGAUUUUGCUCAUCAUGGUACGUAAGGAUGUAAAUAAGGAUGCAAAGAAUUCCAUAUUAACAUUUUAAUCCCUAGGCCAUGCUGGUGCAAUGUUGCAAGCUAGACAAUUAGGUAAAGAAUUAUACGUUGGCGUUCAUUCAGAUGAAGAAAUAUUAAACAACAAAGGUCCUCCAGUAAUGACAAUGGAUGAAAGAAUGACAGCUGUAAAUGCAUGUAAAUGGUCAACUAAAGCAAUUGAAAACGCACCAUAUGUUACAGAACCUGAAUUUAUUAAAUCCUAUGGAUGUCAAUAUGUCGUGCAUGGAGAUGAUAUAACUACGGAUAAAGAUGGAAAUGAUUGUUAUCAAGAAGUUAAAGAUUUAGGAAUUUUUUUAGUUGUUAAACGUACUCCUAAUAUUUCAACUACUGAUUUAGUUGGAAGAAUGUUAUUGAUGACGAAAGAACAUCAUUAUAGUAACUUAGACACUAAAAUAGGAUAUGAAAAUUUAAUCCAGAAAGACAAUGUAUCCAGGUUUGAAAAUUACGCAACUGAUGAAACUGGAUUAAAUAAAGGUAGUCUUGUCUCAAUAUAUCAUAAUUCAAAUAUUGAAAUUUUAGUUGAACCGAAACUGAAAUUAGAAAAAGUGGUUUAUGUUGAUGGUGCUUUCGAUUUAUUUCAUCCCGGGCAUAUUAACUUACUUAAAGAAAUCAAGGAAAAGGCUGAAGAUGAAGAUGCAAAAGUUGUAGUUGGAAUUUAUGAUGAUUUUACAAUUAAUCAAUAUAGAGGUUCUAAUUAUCCAAUUAUGAAUGUUUUUGAAAGAUCACUUUGUGUAUUGCAAUGUAAGUAUGUUGAUGGGAUAAUUAUAAAUGCACCAAGAGAAGUAAAUGAAAAGGAAAAAUUUUUGAAAAGUGUUAAGGAGAAUAUUGGUACCGUUGUUGAUGUUUUCCCAACGGAAGAUUUUGAUUCCAAGUAUAUUAUUAAUAGAGUUUUAGAGAAUCGUGAUGUUUAUGAACAGCGACAAAUCAAAAAGGGAUAUAAAGCCAAAAUUGAAAAAGAUUUAAAAGAUAAAGAAGAUUUAUAA